CGUAGUUCGACGAUCAUGUCCAAGAAGCAAGCACCGGCGACAGUCGAGGUCGAGGAGACGCCGGUCGAGACACCGGACGAGGCCAAAGGCUCCGGCAUCUUCACUUUUCCCGACGGCGGCAAGUAUGAUGGCGAGUUUGAGAGCUGCCAACAAGUCACGAUGCGCCACGGCCACGGAACCCACUGGAACGGGCCCGAAAAGUAUACGGGAACAUGGAGCAAGGACACCAUGGAUGGCAAAGGCGUCUAUUCGUUUGCAUCCGGAGCUGUGUACGAGGGGGAAUUCAAAGCCAAUUUGUUUUGUGGCAACGGCACGUACCGCUGGAGCGACGGCGCCACGUACGUUGGUCAGUGGCGCGAGAGCAAGAUGCACGGGAGCGGCUGCUACACGGACAAGGACGGCGUCGAGUGGCGCGGCACGUUCUUCAACGGGAAAUUUGACAAUGGGCGCGCGUUCCUGACACUGCGCUGAGCAUUGUAUGAAACACAUGUACACAUCAUAUAAAACAUCUGUUUUAAACACACCUCGGAAAGCUUGCCACUUGUUCCGUUGCAA
Messenger RNA from Saprolegnia diclina VS20, 555 nucleotides. RefSeq lists its product as hypothetical. The transcript is spliced from 5 exons. Bases 16 to 471 code for a protein of 151 amino acids. The record is from RefSeq and is a predicted model, not a curated record. Lineage: Eukaryota; Oomycota; Saprolegniomycetes; Saprolegniales; Saprolegniaceae.